UGCGUCAGGACUCGUAGAAAGAAAGCUAUUAAGCUCCUAUGAGGGUGAUGUUUUAAAAACAGGAUUUUAACGUUACUUGCUCGGCUGGGUCUUCGCAACAAAUCUUAACCCCGCCUCCACGUCUGUUGGGGUUUUCAGCUACAGCUCAGGGUUUGGAGGAGUGCGUUUUUCGUACGGUUCCCGUGGCUUCUUUUUUUUGCUCUAGACAUAAAUUCAUUUCAAAUUGAUUGCUUCGGCGCAUUAACAGACUCAGUGGGAUCAAGAUAUUCUUGUCGCAUUUAGCCCUGGAUUAAAUGUCGAAAUGUACAGCUUUGUGGAUAUUUUGUCUAUAGACUUUCUAAGUUAACGACUGGUUUCAUAAUUAUUUUUGGAAUUCAGAUAGUUUUCAAAUUCACUUCCUCCAUUACUUCUUUGCCUGAUACUCAAAGAGGUGAAACUGUCCUUAAGUCCGUGAAGCUAGAAUUCCCUCUGUUAAGAACCGCAGGACUUGUUUUGUGACUAAUCAUAUGAAAAACGUUGAGUUUAGCCUGGAAAGGGGGAAAAGGCUUAAAAUGCCAGCGAGGAGACUGCGAGAGGUUGUUUCUCCAAACCAAGGGAAUAAAUUGGCUGUGGUGGAAGAUGAGCUGCCCCGUGUCCCUCCAGCACUGUCUGCAAAUAAGUGUCAUGCUGUUGGAACGAGAACUAGCUCAAAUGGAACGUUACGUGGCUCAUUGGAUUUAACUUCUGCUAGACAGUAUCACCAGCCUCUGUCAGAAAACCCCACUGAACCCAAUAAAAGUGAUUUUUCUAAAGAUGCUGUAGUUUGGAGGCUACCUUUGAAUGAAACAGAAGAGAACAACGCACGAAAAGGUAAAUUAAUACAGUUGAUUCAGCUUAGUAAUCAGCUUGAUAAAGCUGAGUUAAAAUGUACAGAAAGUGCUCAAAGCAUGCCUGUUUUUAAGGCGGUGAAAGUACAUCUUUUAGGAGACACGAGUACAGAAAAGAAUGCUGUUGCUGAGGAGACUGAAACUCCACCCAAUAGAAUUGAUUCGGCUACAACUGUGGCUGCAGCAACUGCCGCUGCCAUUGCAACAGCAGCUCCUUUGAUCAAGGUGCAGAGUGAUUUGGAAGCCAAGGUUAAUUCUGUUGGAGAGUUACUUAAUAAGUUACAGGAGACUGAUAAACAGUUACAACGUGUGACAGAGCACCAAGCAAGCAUUCAGAAUAAGCAAGAGAAGUUGCACUGUCAUGAUCACGAGAAGCAAAUGAAUGUGUUUAUGGAGCAGCACAUCAGGCACCUUGAAAAACUACAGCAACAACAGAUAGAUAUUCAGACCCAUUUUAUUGAUGCUGCACUCAAGGCUAGCAAUCUUCAACUUGGCAUGUCCCCUUCCAGAGCAGUGGAAAGGUAUUCUGGAAAACUGGGACAUCCUGGUGUUGGUAGCAGUGUUUCUUCACACAACACAUUUGUUUCUAAACAAGUGCCUUUAAGUGAAGAUACAGAUUUUGAUGGGCAGAAAUCUCCUUUAGAGACACCAGCACCUCGCAGGUUUGCUCCUGUACCUGUUUCAAGGGAUGGAAAAAUAACAAAGAGGGAAAGCCCUAUAGAAGAAAAAGAAAAUAUGGAAAUGUGCAGUCCUAAAGGAAAUGUAAGACUGUUGGAACAAGUAUUAAGUAGUAAUGAGUGUUUGUCAAGAAAGAUUGAAUCAUCAGACAGAACCUCACUAACUCAGCCAAAACUGGGAUGGAAUUUCGAGAAAAGAGACAGCACUGAAACUCUACAUUCACAAAGAUUUCCAUCCUCUGAAGAACAAGGAACAGCUCAAGUACCUGUGCAGAAGUAUAAUGAUGUUGUUUAUGAUCUUGGGCAGAAGAAGAAACAAACAAUUGACAUGCUCCAGGUAAAGCAAUCUCCAAUUACAUUGAGGCUUUCAGAUCAUCCACAUAAUCCUGUUAUGCUCCAAACAACCGAUACAAGGUCUGUCUUGAAAGAUGCUGCGAAGAUUUUGAGAGGAGUACAAAACAAUAAAAAAGUUCUAGAAGAAAACCUGGAGGCUAUUGUUCGUGCAAAGGAUGGAGCUGCUAUGUAUUCAUUUAUCAGUGCUCUAGCUACCAAUAGAGAGAUGUCAGAGAAAAUUAGGAUCAGAAAGAAAGUAGAUGAAUGGAUUAAAAUCAUUUCAGCAGAAAUCCAGGAUGAACUUACAAGAAAAGAUUAUGAACAAAAGAGAUUUGAUCCAAAGAAUCAAAGGAACAAGAAAGCUCUAACUAUGAGUAGAGAUAUUAAAGCCAAUAACCAAGACAAAACGGUGAACAGAUCUGUAAUUCCAAGAAGCCAUUAUCAAAAGCAAAUGCAGGAGCAGUUUACAAGUCCACCUGUGAGGAGUGUGCCUGCCUCAGGCCCACAGAAAGAGAGGAAUGGCCUCUCGAAGUCAACCACAGCUUUGCAAGACGAGGAUUAUAUGUUACAGAUAUAUGGGAAGCCGGUUUAUCAGGGUCAUCGCAGCACUCUUAAGAAAGGACCAUAUCUCAGGUUCAGUUCUCCAUCUCCUAAGGCCAAGCCACAGAGGCCAAGAGUAAUUGAGCGAGUAAAAGGCACCAAAGUCAAGUCAGCAAGAACACAAACUGACUUUCAUGCUACAUCACUUAUGAAAAUGGAUUCUAAAAUACAGCAUCCCAUCACUGUACUACCUCACGCUGAUCAGCAGUAUCUGUGCAGCCCAAGCAGAGAAAUGCCUACUGUUUCAGGUACCCUGGAAGGCCAUCUGGUUCCUAUGGCAAUCCUUUUAGGACAAACCCAAAGUAACAGUGAUUCCAUACCACCUGCUGGAGUCAUAGUAAACAAGCCACACCCUGUAACUGUGACUACUUCUAUUCCUCCAUCAUCUCGAAAAGUAAAAGCUGGAGUCAAGAAACCUAACGUAGCAGUUGUAGAAAUGAAAUCAGAGAAGAAGGAUCCUCCCCAGCUCUCUGUACAGAUAUUACCUAGUGUGGAUAUUGAUAGCAUUUCAUACAGCAGUACUGAUGGGGCUUCCCCAUCACCAAGUCUCAAAGAAGCCUCUCUUCCUCCACUACAAACCUGGAUCCAGGCUCCAGAAUUUAUGAAGGUGGAUGAAGAAGAGGUGUCCCUUCCAGGAACUAACUUUGAUGAAGUAAUCGAUGUUAUUCAGGAAGAGGAAAAACAUGAUGAAAUUCCUGAAUGCUCUGCACCAGUGUUGGAGUUUAACAGAAGUGUUAAAGUUGCUCCUACAGAAUACAGUGGCCCUUCAUUUCCUCCCACAGCUUCUGCCCUCCGUCCCACCACGGAUAUGUUAGAUAAAGUAAUUGAGAGAAAAGAAACAUUGGAAAAUAGUUUAAUUCAGUGGGUAGAACAAGAAAUAAUGUCAAGAAUUAUCUCUGGGCUCUUUCCACUCCAGCAGCAGGCCAGACUUGAUGCCAGUGUUUCAGUAAGUGAGGCAAGCGAACCAUCAGCUUUUGACAUUGUCGCAGGAACAAGCAGUGGAGCGCUCCAGCAUAUGGUUGAUGCUGGAGUUCCUGUGAACUCAGACAUGAUCAGCCAUUUUGUCAAUGAAGCCCUGGCUGAGACCAUUGCUGUCAUGUUAGCUGACAGAGAGGCAAAGAAGCAGGGGCCUGCUGCUGCAAGUGAUCUUUCAAGAAGUGAAACUAACCUGUCGGCAAGAGUUUGUGCUCCAGUAGCUACACCGCAGCCUACUCCCCCGUGCUCACCAGCACCUUUGAAGGAGCACAUGGUAGUAAAAACUCCAGAUUCCUCUCCCUGCGAAUCCGAUCAGGAUGUGGCUUCUUGUAUUAAAGAGAUAUGUGUUGAAAAAGGAGGUUAUGAUAUGCCUGCUGUCACACUUGUUAGUACACCAGCACGGACUCCUGUCACUACCCCCCCUCCAGCAGCAGCUCUUACCCCAACUUUGUCCGAAAUUUCCAUUGACAAGUUGAAGUUAUCAAGCCCUGAACUUCCCAAGCCAUGGGACAGUGGAGACCUACCGCUGGAUGAAGAGAAUCCUAACUCUCCUCAAGAACUUCUUCACCCAAGAGCCGUUGUAAUGUCUGUGGCUAACGAAGAACCUGAGAGUGUUGACUUUUCUGCUCAGCCUGCACUUCCGGAGCCAGUUCCCUUAGCAUCACUUCCUGAGGACACCAAGGCCCCUUCUCUCCAGCAGAUACCAAGUUCUAGUUCAUCAACCCUGGAGAACACUUUGAGCACUGUCACUGAGACAGAAACUUUAGACAGGCAUAUAUCUGAAGGGGAGAUCUUAUUUAGCUGUGGUCAAAACUUGCCAACCAAGAGAAAUGGGGACUUGUUUCUGAUGAACAUAAAUGACAGUUUAUCCAGCACUCUGCAGGAUGCCUUUGAAAUGGAAGAUGAGCCUCCCAGUGAAGGACAGGUGAUGAGGAGGCCCCAUAAAAGGCUUCAUGAAAAUGCAAUCCUUUCUCUUCUUACUAAGCAAGAACAGGAACUCCUAGUUUCACAGCAAGCAGAGGACUUGGAUAACAGUGUGGGUGAGCUUAGUGAAGGACAGAGGCUCGUGCUGAAAGCAGCAGAGGACAUCUCAGCAGGACCGUUGAUCCGCAUGCUGCAGCCCACUUCUCCUGCAGAGCCUUCCGCUCUGCACGCAGACCCUGGACUGGUAUUUCAACAGUCUGACAUGGCCUCAGGUAAUAUUUGUGAAGAUUUAUGUGUCAGUCAUGGUCCAAUGAGUUUAAGGGAACUGGAGUUGCAGUCUGAUUCUAACCAUAUUCUUCCCACAACACAUGCAGCAACAAAGGGCAGUGAUGGUAAUUUACCAGAAGCAACUGAAGACUUUUCUCAGUACCAACAAAAGCAAGAUACAGACAUUAAACAAGUUGAACACAAGCCAAUACAAAGACAUCUAAUCUGUGUAAGAAAUAAAUCUGACAGUUCACUUUCACAACAUCAAGGUGGCUCGGCAGAUCCGCUCCUAAUUGCACACGUGUCGCCCGCUAGGAUGUCUGUGACUCUGCCCUCUGUGAACCUUGAGGACUGCUCUCAGUCCCUGAGCACCAGCUCCAUGCAUGGCGUCGCGGAAUCUUCAGGGACGGACACCUUCUGAGGAGGAGAGGCAGCACAAGGUUCAUGAAGACGUGUCACUCUGCCUGCAGCCCAUGUCUGUACACUUUGGUCUUUGAACAUAUUUUUAAACAUUUCUAAUAUUAAGAUGAAAGUGUCCUUUGAAUAUUUAGUAAGGCUUUUGAAUAAAGUAGGUGUAACUUAAA
Molecule: messenger RNA, 5226 nt
Organism: Grammomys surdaster
Lineage: Eukaryota; Metazoa; Chordata; Mammalia; Rodentia; Muridae
Product: KIAA0586 ortholog
Exons: 29
Coding region: 507-5063 (1518 amino acids)
Biological process (GO): smoothened signaling pathway
Cellular component (GO): ciliary basal body; centriole
Source: RefSeq, a predicted model, not a curated record